AUGCAGGAUAUGGUGAGUUCUCUUGUUUUUUUACAACGGCACAAGCUCAAGUUUUCCAUCUUAUCGUUUCUGUCAAAAAAUUCAAAUUUUUAAAAAUUUUUGGCUUUUCAAUUUUUUCCCCACAAAAAAAUAAUUUUUUUCAGCCUAGAUAUUCCUUUCACCCUCUCACUCUGACUAUGUCUACCUCGGGGGUUCCCUUUUCUUAUUCCAGAUUACCCGAAUUCGAGUCGAGAAAUCGAUUGCGCCAUCUUCUCUCGUCUCUCCUUUUCUCGCGCCCAAAAAACGAGGGGUUCUUGGGUUAUUAGGCGAAAUUAAUUAUUCACUUGAUCCGUUCUCAUUGACUUUCGAUACUUUUUGGUUUCUCUGAUCUUUCGAGGGGCUAAAAAUUGUUUGCGGGGGGAAUUUGAAGAUUUUUGGGGGUGUUUUUGGGCAUUUUUUGGUUUAAAAGAGGAAAUUUCCGAGUUUUUUUGACGAACUUAUAAUGAAAAAUUGAAUAAAUCUGCAAAGUGAGAUUUUUUUUGCAUUUUUAAAAUCAAAAAAAUGGAGUCAUUUUCUGCAAAACGCGAUUUUUUAAACGGAAAAAAUUUAUUUAAAAAUUUUUUUUUUUCAAAAUUUCCCAACAAUUUGCUGAACAAGCCUUCUCAGACCGAUUUGCAACACCUAUUUCAUAUUUAAAUUCCCUCCCACCCUGCCUAAACAUCCCAAACGUGUCGUUUCCCUCCAAAAUAAACACAUUCCUUGCUUUCGACUGUUUUUUAUGGGAAUAUAGGGAAGAAAAUAAUCGAAAUCACGUCGAAAUUCAAACGUGGAAGAGGAUUGACAUCUUUUUGAUUUUUUUUCCAAAAGCCUUGAGGAUUCGAGUUUUUUUUGUUGGAUAAAUCCGAUUUUUUGUUUCUUUUCGAGCUCUUCUUUUUCGCUUUUUGAGAGCUGAGCAGCGAUUUUCUAACUGCGCAGGCGGUAGUCGAGUAGCCAGAGGGGAUUUUCUGCUCGGAUUUUGGGGUUUAUGUGGAACGCCGGAGGGGAAUUCAGAAUUUUUUGAGGGAAAAUUUCGGUAAAAAUUUUAAUUUUAAGUGACUAAUUUUUCUGCUGAAAUUUUAUUAAAUACGCCUGAUGCAAUUUGGCUCCAAUUAAAAAUAAAAUUUACCGCUUUAUUUCGUGCAUCUGUCGUUAGUUAUUUUCCAAAGCAGAGCAGGUUUGUGGCCGUGAAUCUCAAAGAGUAACUUUUUUGUUACAAAUCCUGCCUAAAUGUCCUCAGAUUUCGUUUUCAAGCAUAAAAUUACGAAAGGAGCCCUGAGUUUUUAAUUGCUGGCAUUUUAGAAAUCAAAGUUAGAUCCGUUUUCUGCUAUAGCUUCUCAAAUUUUCCGUGGGAAAAAGCUUUUCUGUUCAUUUUUUGCUCAAAACUUUGAACAGAUAGACAUCCAAAAGGAUGUAUUUUUUUGUCAUUUUUUGACGUAUUUUCUGCAAAGCGCGAGAUGAAAAUGCCUGGUGUUUGAUAAGAAAUUAAUAAUCUUAUUCUGAGCAAGUCUCAUCAACAUCUUUUCUUCGAAUUUUUCCCGCCUCCGAACCCUUGAUUUUGAUUUUUUUAUCAUUUCCGAGCACCAAAUAUAGCACUUAAUUUAUGCUAAUCCACUUUUAAACGCUUCCAAAAUAUUGUUUCAAUCUCCCCUUAGGGCUUUCCACAACAAUUUUCUUAUGAUGCAAUUCACAAAUUGCUUUACAUAUUACCUUUUCCCUAUUCCUUAUUGCUUCCAUCCCCCCCACUUUUUUGACCUUGCAAUCAAAACCAGUUAUCCCUUGUGUCCAUUACAAUAAUUACAAAUCACCGGAAGUGACCAACUCCUCUCUUCGAAACUAGGAAAGAAACUGAUCCGGUUUGAACAACAGUCUUGCAAAAAACGUGAAGAAAGUCUUUAAACUUUUUACGAGUAUUGAUAAGAGUAGCACCUCUCAAAGUGCAAAUUUUUUCUCGCUUCCCCAUUUAUAGAGACGAAAAAGUUUGCUUUGAUAGUCGAAAAAGCAGCGGGAUUUGUUUGUUUUCGCAAUUCCAUGGGUACUUUGGAAAGUAAAAAGAGAGUAGUUGUGAUCUGAUUGAAUUUUCAACGGGAAAGUGAGAAGAACGGCUAAAAAUUAGAAAAAUUUUGGAUGCUUUUGGUCUUUCUGACAGUCGGAAAUGAUUUUUCAAAGAAUAGGCGGUUUUUGAAAUUUUUAGGGUGUGAAAAAAGUAAUAUGUCGUCCAAAAAUUCAUAGACGGCCAAAAAGUGUUUUUUCUCUGACCGUCUCUCCGAAUUUUCUAGGGUACCUUGUUUUCCAAAGAUUCUUGAAUAUCUUUUUUUUCUCCAGCUGACUAUGUCCUCAUUUACUUGGCCAUCCUCUGAAAGAAAAAAUAUAUCCUUACAUUAGCUACUGAUUCUGAAGUCGGAAUUGAGCUUAAAUCUGUCACCAAUACGGAUUUUUGAUGUUGGCUGGGCAAACUAAGCGCAUUGGUUAGCUGUAGAUGAAAGGAAACAGGUGUCGGUUAGCUAGACCAACAAACUUGGGCUUUGGCUGAUCAAUAGGACGGCAAAAUAGUUUUUGAUUUCCCAAGUUAACGAUGCCGCCUUAGGUAAAGUGGACGACCUGUUCUAGUGGCAAAAAACAUACCAUUUUGCAUCCGGGAAGUAUCAAAAAUGCAGCAAAACACCUCUCUCUCCCAGUGAAAAAAAUCAAAUUUCAAAAGCGCGCUCACUCUUUUUGUGAAGGAAAGGGCUUUAGAACGGAGUUUUUUCAGUUGGAGAUGGAGGCAUUUUGCCACAUUUUUUUAUACUUUCCGGAUGCACAAUGAUACGUUUUUUGCCAUUGGAUCAGGCCCCUCAAUGUACGUCUUUAAUCAGCAUGCUCUGCGGAGACCCCGGACCAUCUAAGUUCAAGGAAAACCUCGUAGAAAUGGGAAUUCGUCAAACUGCAUAAAAAAAAAACACUUUUUUUGGGGACACUCCACACCCCACUCUUCAUCAUUAAGGAAGGGAGCAUCAAAUAAAUGUCUCAUUUUUUGCUUUGCGGUCUUCUUUGUUAAUUUAUACUUGAAAUUGGCAUUCAAAAAGCAUUUUCUCUUCGGAAAAUUUAUUUUACAUCUUUUCCGCAGAUGUAGAUUUCCUUCCUUCUAGGACCGCUGUAUUCGCAAUUUUUUAGCAUUUUUUACGUCUUGAACUCAUCUUUGACAGGACUUUUUAUCACUCCUCUCCACUCCACUACAACCCUCAAAUCAUCAGAGCCCUUGAACUCUUCUUUCUUCCAACCAUUUCCGUGUAAACAAACAAAAAUAAAUCCGCGAAAAUCCUGUCCAGUUUUGAUUUCCAUCCCCCACCUAAAAAAAGCGUAAUUCCCUCGUCCAAGAAACGUUUAUUUCAGUCCGAACGACGCGUGGCUGAGCGUUGCGUGGACGACGAACUUGACGAAAACCUGGCGUUCCGUUGGAUCUUCGGUCAUCAAACCCGCCCCAGUCUGCAGUCGGACCUGUUCGGGCCGCGGCGUGCCGAGCACAGUGCGGAGCCGUUGAUCAGCAAAGGUGAGGAGGUCUUGAGAAAGCACAAGAAAAGUGUAAAAUAUUGCCUCCAUGUGAUGAGAGUAGUUUGGAAAAACAAAAAUAAGACUUUGCUGGGUUGUUUUUUCUUCACAAGUGCUAGCACUAUGUCCUUGAUGAAGCCGAAACUCAAGAUAAGGCUUAAAUUUUGGUAGAUUUUUAUAGUCAUCAAAAAAUUUUUACCGUUUUUGGAGUAUUUUCUUAUUCCAUUGACCUGCAUUUUCGAUUACCUUAACCCCAUUGCAGGCCCCAUUCCUCCCUCUCCAACACCUCUCGGCCAGAAGCGACAUCUUCUUCGGAAUCGUCGGCCAAGCGCCACCGAUCCAAACAGUCCUCUUCAAAGUGCCGCAGCUCAAAUGAGGAUGUCGAUAGUCCACUUUCGACAUCGCUUCUUCGUCCGACAAUACGUCUAUCCACUUCUGUGCCUGUUAUUGUUGAUAGUGCUGAUUCGAUGGACGACUGAUCGAAAUGAGAAUGAAAAGACGGAAUACGGGCGAUUGUGGCAUGAUGAAGGAAAAACGGAUCAAAUCCAGAAAGUUAACAUUGAAACUGUUGCAACGCCGCUGCAGCCGCUCAUCGAGGAAAAGAAGGUUGUGGAUAGCGAUGCUGUGGUAAGAUUUUACCUCCUCUUAUCGUAUAUUAGCCAUUGCUCAAAAUAUAUCAUAGCUAAGGCUUCUUGGUCGUACUAGGAAAUAAUCGUCGGCUGUAACAAACUUCCUGAUCUUUAAUAUUCUCCUUGGUGUUGUCCAGAACCUUUGAAAAACAAAGCCUUUUGUUGUAAAGCGUUUUCAAACUGGUCUAAUUGAUUAUGUCUCAGGUCUCGUGCGUUUUCCUUCUGUCGCUGAUAUAAAAAGCUCUGGCUAUGGACGGGUUUGCAAUGGUCUUCAGGAGGUUUACAGCGUCUGUGAUUUGUUUAUAAGGGAAGUACUCCAAGUGCGACGCUCAGAUUUUCUUUUGUAUUUUUGAAGAUUUUGGGCUUAGGCCACAUGUAAAUUCCUGAGAAUUUUUGCUCGCGCUUUCCAAGGACAGCCGAGAUAUUCCACGAUCUUUGCGGCCGAACGACUGCGCAAAUGGUGAAGAGCGGCCACAAAAAAAAGAUUUUAUUGCCGUAUCUCGGCCAGUUUUGCAUGGAAAAAAUAAUGUUUUUUUUUCGUGGAAACAUUACCCUCUAUCGUAAAAGUAAGCAAAACUUGUAAAAAGGUUUUCCAUUUUUUCUAACUUCCGGCCUAAAAAUCUCGGUCUUUUUCUGCAAAGUGCGAGAUUGCAUAGGUCAUACAAAAUUAUUUUAAAUUUGUGCCAAGUCUUAUUAAAGCCUGAGCGUAUCGUCGUACUUAAAGUAAUGCUUCCCUCAUUAGUUUCAGCUCCUAAAAUGUGAGCCUAAUUAGAAGUAGCAGUCUUUUAUGUCACCAAUUCUACCAAACCUUCGGCAUGAAUGUCUCGAAACCGGCUCUUAUCUAAACGAUCUUUAAAGAUCAAGACUUCGAACUCCUUUUUCUUCACUACUUGUUUGCUAUUAUAUAUACAAACCACAGGCAAAAUUUCUACGCUACGAUAAAACCGGCCUCCCUUUCGCACCUCUGACUGUUUGCAUAAUCAUAUCGCAUAAUAUAAAUAUCCAUUAUGAUAUGGAACGCUUUGCAAUUCGCAUAAAAAAUGAUCAAAUUCACUUUCAAACAAGCGGAACUGUUUCAACCACCUGAGCUUUAUAAAGGCGUGAAACGUUGCGAAAAAUGAGAGUGACAACGCUGACUUAUCGAUGCGUUAACUGAUAAGUGGCGGCGUAAACACGGCGGUAAACAAGAGUCUGUUUUUUUGGAUAGGGAUAGGUGUGAUUGACAGGUGAAGAUCUCAGGUUGCUGCUACACAUUUUGCAAGAGUUUUCUGCGGCGACGAAGCUUUCUAUCGGAAGGGUGUGAAUUUUAUGGAGAUAAGAAACAUUUGGAUACUGUAGAGCUAAAAUUUAAGUAAUUGAAGAAAGUUUUUAGAUCUUGUAUACUAUUUUUAGUCGGAAAAUUGAUAAGCAUAAUAUCUGAGGGGUUUGUAGGGCUUGAGGCUUCCUUUUUGUUUUGUUUUUUGGGAUUCUGUGGGCAUGACAACAAAAUUUCCAGACGGUUUUUGACUUUACAUAUCCGAAAGCGACCGAAAAUGAUAUCAAAAGCUUAAGAAGGCGCUUAACGUAAGAAAUUUGUAAGCUUUAGAAGACGCUUAGCACAAGGAUUUUUGGUUUAUCUAGGCUUACACCAAGCCAGAAAUGUCAAUUUUUGUUGUCUAUGUAAUUUGUAGUUUGCGCCGAAAAGUCAGUUUUUUGCUUCGUUGUUCUGCAUUGAGGUUUUGCAUGACUCAAUGCCUCGUUACUUUUCUAAGUAGGCUGUUCAGUGAAAAAUGAAAUUUAGAUAUUUCUUCUCAUAUCGACAAACACGGCGUUCGAAUUUUUCGCCAGUUUAAAGGCCCGUUCAAAAUUCAAGUUUAUUCAAAUUUCCCCUCCAGCGUUGUCGUAUGACCCACAAAAUUAUCAGCCGCUCCUCCUUUCCCACACCCACUGGUCAGUUUUGUUUAUUUUUCUUAUCAUGUACAACCAGAUUUUCUCCCUCGUCCCCAAGCGAUGAACAAUUAUUUUCGCGGCUCGAGGCGAUUACUUUUUGCGGAAAGCGACUUUCGGAGGUGGGGUCGGAUAUGCGGAUUCAAGUUUUUUCGAAUACUUUUUUACGUGACAUUUUACGUAAUAGAUUUCUUAUGUCAAUAUGGUCGCUGCAGGCUGAGAUUUCGAUCAGGUUGACAAAGCAUGAGUAGUAGAGAGUACAGGUGGAGUAUGGUAAUUUUAAAUUUUUUUGUAAUUUCCGGUGAGAGGUUGCAAAAAAUUUGAAAUCUUACGAUUUGAUUUACAAGGGAAGUGCCCCAAGUGCGACGCUCAGAUUUUCUUUAAAAUUUGCACACACGUCGGGUAUGGGCUAAGCAUCAAUUCCUGAAAGUUUUAGCCCGCGCUUUGCGGGCGCCGCCGAGAUAUCGAACGAUUUUUUCCACCGAGAGAGCACGCUAAACGUGGAGAGCGGUCAGAGAGAGAAAAGCGUUUUUUGGCCAUAACUUUGGCAGUUUCGUGCGGAAAAAUUUGAUUUUUUGUAGAAACAUUAUCCUUUACGGUAGAAACAGGCAUGAAACUUUUCGUGCCGAAAUUCGGCAAAAAGUCCUAAAUUUUCGCCGACUUUGGAUCUAAAAAUCUCGGUUGUCUCUGCAAAGCGCGAGCUAGGAUUCUCGCAUAUAUCUUAGAAAAAACUCCUCUAAAUUUGUGCCAAGUUUCAUCAAAAUCUGAGCGUCACACUUAGGGUACUUCCCUUGUAAACCUGAUUCUCAAAAAAUUGUAGCUGAUCUUUCGAAUUUUUCACUUUUUUUAUCUGCCCAUUAUAUUUUACAUACACCAUGUAACAUGUUUAUUUCAAUUUCGUUUUCGUUGAUCUUUGAAGAUCGUCAUCUUUUGCGCUCUUUUCACGUGUCUCUUCUUUCCGUUCGAAUUAAUCCAAAGAAUCGCGAAGCGAUUAGCCAUGUCUUCCUUGCGCGAGUUUUCAACAGCUGUUGCGUAUUCAGGCUAACGGGCGUCUUCUAAACAUGCUGCUGUUGCUGCUUACUGUAAUGUUAUUGGUGAAUGAUUUUGGAGAAUCAUGGGUAAGAGCAGGUGUUUUUUGGGGUAAAUCAGUGUUGUGUAAUAAUUACAGUUAAAUCUAUGUAUAACGACUCGCAAGAGACCAAAAAAAUAUUCAUUUCAAAAGGUUUUUAUUUAGGCCCAAUAUUUAUAAAAUUUAGCUUUCUGACCUCUGAAAUUGUAUGUCGUAUACAUCUUUCAUAGUACAGAGGCUGCAUUCUAUUCAAAAAUAUAGAAAAUAAAUACUACUAGCACCUAAAAAAUAUUGGUUCUACUUUUAAAACCUACUAAACCACCGAGGUUUCAGCGGCCCGCUCCAAUAGCCAAGAAGCCAACGGGCAAUAUCGUGUCACUGGAGGUUUACAUGGAAGCCCAAUGUCCAGACACGUCGGCUUUCAUUCAUCGGCAGCUGGUUCCGGCCUGGAAGAAACUAGGCCAUUUGCAGCGAAUAAAUGUGACGAUAGUGCCGUUUGGGAAGGCGUUGUGCAAGCCUCACAAUGAAGAUUAUAUGUAAGCAUUUUAAAUAAUAUUAUGCGUAAUUUUUGCUUAUUGUAUUAGCUUGUAAUUGGCUUACUUUUCAGCUGUGAUUGCCAACAUGGGCCAUCGGAAUGCGAUCUGAAUGGCCUUAUGAACUGCGCAAUGGAAAGGCUAGUGCAGCCGCGCGAAUACGUGCCUCUGAUCGGCUGUAUUCAAGGCAGUGAUGACUUGGAUUCGGCAAUCGCAAAGUGCUUCAGUCCUGGGGCUGAUAAGGACUGGUAAGACUUUAUUUUCGGAUCCAAGAAAACAUUAGUCCCCAUUAUUGAAGCUAUUCGUAUUUUACCACUUCAUUUCCAGGAUUUCCCAAUGUUCCAAAUCGAAGCGCGCCCGUUAUUUGUUGGCCAUGGCCGGGCAGCGAACGAAUGCCCUCGGGUCGCAGUUCAAUUUCGUGCCUUGGGUGGUGAUUGACGGCGUCCGAAACAUCGACAGUUUUUAUGCGUUAGAGGAGAACAUUUGCAAACUUUUCACGACCCCAGUUCCAGCCGAAUGUUUGCCGGGAUCGAGCGUUCAGCAGGUUCAGGCGAUCGAGCAGCCCUUUCGAUUGUAA
Molecule: messenger RNA, 8277 nt
Organism: Bursaphelenchus xylophilus (pine wood nematode)
Lineage: Eukaryota; Metazoa; Nematoda; Chromadorea; Rhabditida; Aphelenchoididae
Source: the annotation of a GenBank genome assembly